AUGGGAAAUAAAUAAUAAAAGGUUUUAAAAUCUUAAGAUUAAUUUUUGGAUUUAGACUCAUUUGUAAAAUCUCCUCUUACUCAGCAUAAUAAGAUUUAUAUCAAUUUGUGUGGAAAAAUAAUGAAUCUAAGCAAUAUACUUAAAUUUUCUUAAGCAAUAUCAAGAUGUGUUAAUCUCUCUGUUUUAGUUCUUGAUCUUGCAUUCAGCAACAUAGGAGUUGUAAGUGCAUAUAAUUUGGGCUAAGCUUUAGCAACUUGCAAAGGUCUUUAAGAUUUAAAAAUUGACCUUUGUUAAAAUAAGAUAUCUGAUUUAUUUGUAUAGGAAUUAUUUUCUCCACUAGUUAGCUGUUCUUAGCUGUAGAGCCUAGAUUUUAACUUGUGUAAUAAUGAUAUUAAGUACCAAGGAGUUAUAUUCUUAUGCUCUAAUUUAGAAAAAUACUCAAGUCUAUAAACCUUAAAUUUAUUUUUAAAAAAUAAUGACAUUUAAAUGUGGGGUUUUGCUAGAUUACUUUAAUCUUUAGGUAAAUGUAGUAGUCUUUUAACUGCUAAUCUAUUUGGAAUAGGGGGAAAACCUAUAAAAGAAACGAAUGAAACUUAAUAAAAUUUAGUUAUUAACUAAAAUCAUAAUCUCAAAAGUUUGAAUUUAUAACUGAAUUUGCCUGAUUCUAUUAGUGUAUCUAUUUUAGGUAAUGCAUUAGAAAGUUUCCCUUCUCUUUCUUGUUUAACUAUCAAUCUCAAUUAAAAUAUGAUCUCUGAGGAAGGAGUAUCAGCGUUAGGUUCUGGAUUAGCAAAAUGCCUAAAUUUAUAGAUUCUAAAGCUUUAUUUAGUAGACAAUAAAAUUAGCGGAUAAUGUGCUUUAGAAUUAACCAAAAGUAUAUCAAAGUGUAUUAGAUUAAUCUAUUUAUCGUUGGAUUUAAGGUAAAUUUAUUAAGUGUAAUUCAAAUUAUUUUAUUUAAUUAAUUAUUUUUAACUAUAGUAAAAAAUCAUUUUCAAUAAAUAAUCUUAUUAAUCAACAUUUCAAGUUUACGAUAAAUACUUGUAUAACAAAGUUUAAAAGAUUAGUUAAAAAAAAUAUUUACUUUGA
Tetrahymena thermophila SB210 is the source of this 1083-nucleotide messenger RNA. RefSeq names its product kinase domain protein. NCBI's taxonomy places the organism in Eukaryota, Ciliophora, Oligohymenophorea, Hymenostomatida, Tetrahymenidae. The record is from RefSeq and is a predicted model, not a curated record. The transcript is spliced from 11 exons.